AAAUACAGGAAGUAGAAAGAAGAGAGGCUAAAAGCGGUUUUCUCUCACUUCAGUACUUAGUCCACUGUCCCCCUGGUACUACUGAGGCAGAAACUGGUAUUAAAUCGCCUCCCGCAACAGCUUCCCAGCAAUAAACCCUCAGGAUGCGGCGGCUUCGCCCAGGGAUGGGAAGGGAGUGCUGUCUGCACAAAGGAGAUCUAACGCCAUUCUGAAAGAGAAAGUCUCGCACCGUUCGCUGUAAUGAUGAAAACACCGGCCGAAGCGGAGGGGGCCUGGGGUCUCGCAGGUCCUGCCACAGAUCCUGGUGAAGAAGAUGAUGAUGAGACACGGCCAUCUCAGUCCAUCACUCUGCAAAACUGCCUUCCAGUGCCUGGCAUCUGUGUUCUUGAUAAACUCAUCAAAACAUGCCCAGUCUGGCUUCAGCUGAGCAUGAAUCAAGACAGGGCUGGAGAGAUACUCAGCAAAGAAGCAGCAGGGAUAUUCCUAGUUAGGAGAGAUGGUAACAUGAACAACAUGGUACUCUUGGUCCACUUCCCAGCCCAGAAUGCAGCUUCUGAUGUGCAGGAGUACAACAUUAAAGAAGAAAAAUCACUACUGUACCUGGAAGGAUCUGUUCUAGUGUUUGAGGACAUCUUCAAACUGGUAGCAUUCUACUGUGUCAGUAGGGAUUUGCUGCCCUUCACACUCAGGCUUCCCCAAGCAAUACUGGAGGCCAAUAGCUUUGCAGACCUCGAAACCAUUGCUAGCCUGGGGAUCGGUUUCUGGGACUCCUCUUUAAACCACAGAAGAACAGGUGGGGGGAUUUCCCAGCCUGUGAAAGACUCUGCCCUCAGAACUGCCCAGACGAACAAUCUAAGGUCUAGCCAACAGUUUGCAAGUAGCACAAACCACUGUUCAUGUGAAAUUGAGCUGUCAAUAGGAAAUGACAAGCUGUGGUUUGUGAAUCCUAUUUUUAUAGAGGAGUGCAGCAAUCCUCUUCCUCCGGAUGUACCUCCUUACAAGAGCUCCAGUGCAAGCGCUGAUCACUGUAGUGCAACCACACCAAAUCCUAAGAGGUCUCCUCACCGUCCCCCUCCACCUCCUUCUCUUCCUCACAGUCAAGUUCUGAAGCCACCUGAAAAGCUAUCUAAGGAUUCCAUGACUGCCUGUGAAGAGGACCAGCUGCUUCUUCAGCAACUGAGGAAGAGCACUAAGGAAAUGAAAAUUGAGGGCAGUAAAGAUAAGGAAGAAAAGGGAAAAGCACCCUACUCAUCCAGUGCCCCAUCAUCAGCCGUCCCUCAGAAAUGUGCUCUUCCCUCCAUACCUCCGAGGAGGCGGCCAUCUGAAAGAGCUUCAGAAGAGAGCUGCCUUGGUAAGCCUGGAAAAUGUGAAAUGCAGAGAGGGGAACAGACACAAGAAGAACGGGCUGUUCGUACAGAGAGCAAUGAUCCUCAGUGCAAAAGGGCAGUAAAAAUGCCCGUUGCGGUUACUGAGAGAGCCACAUCAGAGUGCCAGGAAGCAAAGCCCAAAGCUGCAGAAAAAGAGAACUUGACUGAGCUACAGAGGAAGCCCAUGGCAAUCGUAAAGGUGCCCCCUGUCCCACCACCAAGAAAGAAGAGGAUUUCUCGGCUGCUGACUGCUUCCAGCUCCUGCAACUCAAAACAAGUAAACAUUGCAGAACCAGACACACACAAUGCACAGUCUUCAGCCAAGGAUAGCCCACAGCCAGGAGGUGAUGCCACCUGCCAACACGCUCAGGAUGAAUCAGAUGCUAGCUGUAAAUCUGUUAGCUCAUCUGAACUUAAAGGUUCUCAUACCUCACUGGACUGUCCAGGAAGUAAUGCAGUGGCUCAGACUUCUGCUUCUGAGCCUGAUUCUUACUCCACAAGCAGCACGGAGGAUGACCUAGAGCAACUGAGCAGCUCUUCCAUUAAAAAGACACAUUCUGUAAUCUUGGGCAAGGCCAAGCAAAGGCUUUCCUUUGUAAGCCUAACGAACGUCUUCACGGUCUUCUUAUCUGCUGACAGAAAGCUGCAGAAGAAGAUUGUAGAGCUGUCACAGGACAAGGACUCUUACUUUGGCAAUUUGGUGCAGGACUAUAAAGUGUACAGUUUAGAGAUGAUGGCAAAACAGAGUUCCAGCACAGAGAUGCUACAAGAAAUUCGAAUGAUGAUGACUCAGCUGAAGAGUUAUUUAAUACAAAGUACAGAGCUGAAAUCUCUCGUAGAUCCAUCUGUUUAUAAAGAAGAACAAUUAGAGGUGAUUGUUGAGUCAGCGUUGUACAAAUGUGUCCUGAAACCUUUAAAAGAUGCCAUCGAUUCCUACUUAAGGGAAAUCCACAACAAAGAUGGAUCCUUACAGCUGCUGAAAGAGAACCAGUUGGUCAUACAGAACACAACCACCACUGACCUGGGUGUCACCACCAGCGUGCCUGAAACUGUUGUGCUGGAAAAAAUCCUUCACAAGUUUACAACCAUGCACAAGUCCUACUCCCCAGAGAAGAAGAUUAGCAUCCUGCUGAAAUCCUGCAAACUCAUCUAUGACUCCAUGGCUCAGGGAAACCCAGGGAAGCCUUAUGGUGCAGAUGAUUUCCUCCCAGUGCUCAUGUACGUGUUGGCCCGCAGCAACCUGACUGAGGUGCUUCUGAAUGUGGAGUAUAUGAUGGAGCUCAUGGACCCUGCUCUGCAGCUGGGCGAGGGUUCCUAUUACUUAACUACCACCUACGGGGCUCUGGAGCACAUCAAGAACUAUGAUAAGAUAACAGUAACUCGGCAGCUGAGCAUGGAAGUGCAGGAUUCCAUUCACCGCUGGGAGAGGCGGCGAACGCUCAACAAGGCCCGGGCGUCCCGCUCGUCUGUGCAGGAUUUCAUCUCCAUCUCUUUUUUGGAGACUGAUGCCCAGACACGGACGAUGGCCUCGCGGAUAGACACGACAACUCAGCAGCUAGGCCAGCAAUGUGCUGAGAAGUUUGAGGUGUCGGAUCCCCAGAACUAUGGGCUCUUUGUUCAUGUUGAUGACAAGUGCCUGCAGCUUGCUGACGAUGCCCACCCCCAUCAUAUAAAAUCGUACCUGCUGAAGAGCGAACCCAAAAAAGAUUUCCAUUUUAUUUAUAAACUGCUGUGCAAGGAAGAGACACAGAUUUCAGUCAUCAAAGAGCCAGACUUUUUAUAAUGGCAGAACUGCUCUUAUAUUGUGUAUGCUGCAGUCUUUGAAAGACUGAGACACUUUAUCUUAUGAGAUCUUCUGACACCAGGAGCAUGCUGGAGCUCAGCCUUUUAGCAGUGCUGGACAGGGUAGUAGUUGUAGAUGCUGUCUCACUACUGCGCAUUUCUCAGCAGAAUUCAUUUGCAGAAGCAAACAGAGCAUUCAUAGGAAUGUUCCUAAUUUGGAAAACUUGAAGUAUUAAACCUCAAAACCUCUCUAUGGCAACAAACAAACUCAUAACGGAUGUGGACAAUGGAGCUUAAUCCAGUUGCUCCGGAGUUUUUACAGAGGAGUGAGUAUCUAUCCCAUUAUGUUAUAUAGAUGAAAGUCACCUAUGCAGAAGGCCUCUAAAGGGCAAAUGCACAACUUAAACCCUAUUUCUGAGGACUUAUAUGGUGUGAGUGCCUAGAGCUGGUGAGUGCACAGGGCUGAAUUUCACCCUGUUUGAAUAAAUUAUGAAUCAUGACUGAUCUGUUCAGCAGCAUAGAAUUGUAUCAUGCAGCAGAACUCCAUCUCUAUCCUGGUAUGUUAUAUUACACAUACUGACCUUUGAAAUACAUGUAAUAACAGAACAUGAAAUCCAAUACUGUAUGUGCGCUAAGACGCAUUUCUGUGUGGUAUACAUUUCACUUAAUUACGUAAUUUACGCACUUCCAUCAAUAUAUUUUUUUUCCUCUUAAAGACUGAAACUCCAUCUCCAUCAUUUUAGAUGUACAACAGCCUUAAUCAAAUCUGUUGUACAAAGUUCCUGCUCUACCUUGGUGGGUCUUGCGCUUAUUGGCGGAUUCGCUUGCCUUGGAGCUUCACGGCAGCCCUCAGCUUGACCGUUUUUCUGAAUUCACAGUCCAGGUCGACUCCUCCUGUGUCUGACCAGGAGUUGGGAGGUUUCGGGAGAACCCGGGCCCGCCCUCUACUCUGGGUUCCAGCCCAGGGCCCUAUGGAAUGCAGCUGUCUAGAGGGCCUCCUGGAACAGCUGUGCGACAGCUACAACUCCCUGGGCUACUUCCCCAUGGCCUCCUCCCAACACCUUCUUUAUCCUCACUAUAGGACCUUCCUCCUGGUGUCUGAUAAUGCUUGUACACCUCAGUCCUCCAACAGUCCGCGUUCUCACUCUCAGCUCCUAGUGCCUCUUGCUCCCAGCUCCUCACACGCACACCACAAACUGAAGUGAGCUCCUUUUUAAAACCCAGGUGCCCUGAUUAGCCUGCCUUAAUUGAUUCUAGCAGCUUCUUGAUUGGCUGCAGGUGUUCUAAUCAGCCUGUCUUAAUUAUCUCCAGAAGGUUCCUGAUUGUUCUGGAACCUUCCCUGUUACCUUACCCAGGGAAAAGGGACCUACUUAGCCUGGGGCUAAUAUAUCUGCCUUCUCUUAUUCUCCUGUAGCCAUCUGGCCCGACCCUGUCACACUGGUUACAUGUAUUUAUUUCCAUGUGUGAUCAUUUUAAAAUCACUUCCUAUUUGUGGAUAACUUGAUAGUAUAAAAACACUGAUGGAAAAGGCAACACUCAUUAUAAAAAACUCUCUGAUUUCAAAUAGAUCAAUGAAAGGACUCAAGGUCAGAGACUUUUUUUAAAAAAUACCACUUCCUUUUCAGCCAGUACUGGAUGCUUCUGUUAUUUUCUCAGAUGUUUUUGUAUCUUCAGGUUGUUACAUGAGUAAAUACAUGCUGUUGCAGACUGAACUUGCUGAAGUUCCUUUUGAUUUCUCCACUCCUAUUCUCCAGGGCUCAGAACCUGCCAAUGAAAUCUCACUACAGGCUUGAAUUUUCCGUAAAAUGUCCUGAUGCAAAAGCACACAAAACCUCAAGCCAGCUUUCUGCUUCUUGAGUGAAGAAUGGACAUAGGAGUCCUUGGUUUAAGCACAGAUAUUAAUCCAUCAUGGGACUGAUCCCACAGCCCUUACUCAGCCAAAGUUCCCACUCAUGUUAAUGUAUGUAAGGGACCCAGUUCUUCCCACGCAGGACAGGAGUAACUGUCAGUGUAGCGGGAAUAUCCUUCCCAAGGACCACAGGAACAGGCCAAGUUUGAUUGAUUUAUCCUUAGUAGGAAACACACAUUGUUAUGAUUAGAAAAGGGGGUUGUGUAAGUCUGUUCAUUCAGCACAACUUCUACAUCCAGCUAGCAUUAAGGAGGAAAUGGUCAGUGGUUUUUUUUGGCGGGGUGGGGGGACGAGGAGCCUGGAGCGCACAAGUCCCAUUACAUUUUUAUUACAUUACUUUUUAAAGGGUCCCAGCCUCAUUACUGAACAAGGAGUAUACAGUUGUUCUCUCUGGGGUUUGAAAUCCGUGUCCCUAUAUUCACUACUGCUGUAGUUUGGCAUUUAUUUUGGUGUGAGAAAUAAAUAUAUAUGGAUCCUUUGUACUGGUCACCAACCAAACGAGCAUAAAAAUUACAAAUUAUUACUGUGAGUCUGUUACCUUGUCAUGCAUUUAGUCUUGGGUCCAUGUGGCCAGGAGAAAGUGAUAUUACAUUUGGGAAAAGUAAAUAAAAUAUUGUGGCUUCAAAUAUA
Molecule: messenger RNA, 5688 nt
Organism: Chelonia mydas (Green sea turtle)
Lineage: Eukaryota; Metazoa; Chordata; Testudines; Cheloniidae
Gene: RIN3
Product: Ras and Rab interactor 3
Exons: 10
Coding region: 241-3150 (969 amino acids)
Biological process (GO): vesicle-mediated transport; signal transduction
Cellular component (GO): endocytic vesicle; cytosol
Molecular function (GO): guanyl-nucleotide exchange factor activity; small GTPase binding
Source: RefSeq, a predicted model, not a curated record